UUCUGGGAGGUGAUCAGUGAUGAGCAUGGCAUCGACCCAACUGGCACCUACCAUGGAGACAGCGACCUGCAGCUAGACAGGAUCAAUGUGUACUACAAUGAGGCCUCAGGUGGGAAGUAUGUCCCCCGUGCCAUCCUGGUGGAUCUGGAGCCGGGCACCAUGGACUCUGUCAGGUCUGGCCCCUUCGGACAGAUCUUCAGGCCAGACAACUUUGUCUUUGGCCAGAGCGGAGCUGGAAACAACUGGGCCAAGGGCCACUACACAGAGGGAGCAGAGCUGGUAGACUCUGUCAUGGAUGUAGUGAGGAAGGAGGCAGAGAGCUGUGACUGCCUCCAGGGCUUCCAGCUCACCCACUCCCUGGGUGGGGGUACUGGCUCUGGCAUGGGCACCCUGCUCAUCAGCAAGAUCCGCGAGGAGUACCCUGACCGCAUCAUGAACACCUUCAGUGUGGUGCCCUCUCCCAAAGUGUCUGACACAGUGGUGGAGCCCUACAACGCCACCCUCUCUGUGCAUCAGCUGGUGGAGAACACAGAUGAGACCUUCUGCAUCGACAACGAAGCCCUCUACGACAUCUGCUUCCGCACUCUCAAGCUCACCACACCCACCUAUGGAGACCUCAACCACCUGGUGUCAGCCACCAUGAGUGGAGUGACCACCUGCCUUCGUUUCCCUGGCCAGCUCAACGCCGACCUCCGCAAACUGGCUGUCAACAUGGUGCCCUUCCCCCGCCUGCACUUCUUCAUGCCCGGCUUCGCCCCCCUCACCAGCAGGGGGAGCCAGCAGUACCGCGCCCUGUCCGUGCCUGAGCUCACCCAGCAGAUGUUCGACUCCAAGAACAUGAUGGCGGCCUGCGACCCUCGUCACGGCCGUUACCUCACCGUGGCCGCCAUCUUCCGUGGCCGCAUGUCCAUGAAGGAGGUGGACGAGCAGAUGCUGAAUGUCCAGAACAAGAACAGCAGCUACUUUGUGGAAUGGAUCCCCAACAACGUGAAGACCGCUGUCUGCGACAUCCCACCCCGUGGCCUCAAGAUGUCUGCCACCUUCAUCGGCAACAGCACAGCCAUCCAGGAGCUGUUCAAGCGUAUCUCUGAGCAGUUCACUGCCAUGUUCCGUCGUAAGGCCUUCCUUCACUGGUACACCGGAGAGGGUAUGGAUGAGAUGGAGUUCACUGAGGCUGAGAGCAACAUGAAUGACCUGGUGUCUGAGUACCAGCAGUACCAAGAUGCCACCGCUGAGGAGGGCGAGUUUGAAGAGGAGGGAGAAGAGGAAGCCGCCUAAACCAUCCAGUCACUCAACUGCCAAACAGUCUAU
Salvelinus namaycush (lake trout) is the source of this 1311-nucleotide messenger RNA. Its product is annotated as tubulin beta chain. Bases 160 to 1278 code for a protein of 372 amino acids. Gene Ontology annotation, cellular component: microtubule; cytoplasm. Lineage: Eukaryota; Metazoa; Chordata; Actinopteri; Salmoniformes; Salmonidae. The record is from RefSeq and is a predicted model, not a curated record. Gene Ontology annotation, molecular function: structural constituent of cytoskeleton; GTPase activity; GTP binding. The transcript has 3 exons. Gene Ontology annotation, biological process: microtubule cytoskeleton organization; mitotic cell cycle.